Racocetra persica is the source of this 1276-nucleotide messenger RNA. The record is from the annotation of a GenBank genome assembly. NCBI's taxonomy places the organism in Eukaryota, Fungi, Glomeromycota, Glomeromycetes, Diversisporales, Gigasporaceae.
GGAUUAUGAUUCCUUGAUAGCUGGUAAGGAUAUGGAUGUACAAGUAUGGAAAGCUACUCUAGAAGUGGUAAAAUCAUUAUCGGAUUUACUUUUGAGAUGUUUACCCGAUUUUUGGAAAUUAAGCAAAUCUUUUAUGGAAGGAAAAUUUCAAAAGAGUCCGGCAAUUCUUAGUGCUAACAGACGCAGACGCCAAGCCAUGGAUCUUAGAAAAGUAGAGCAAUGCCAAAAUAUGGCCAAAGGUGUAAUUGAUCUUUACGCAUCAUUGUUAUCAGAGUUCUUUUCCCUUUCAUCAUCUACAACCUCGUCGUUCGUUCCGUUACAAUCUGAUUCCGUUACCACCUGCUAUUUUUUGACAAAAAUCCUUAAUGGAAUGAGUGAAUGUGUAAACGAUAUUCAUUCGAUUAAUAUGGCAUCGGAUGUUUCUUAUGCAUUGCAAGCAUUAAUGGAUCAAACUAGAUGGAAAUUUGUAGAAAUAAUAUGUGAAGCAUGGAACGCUGAUGCUAAGAUAUUCUAUUUACUUGAGGAUUGGUCUCUUGACCAGGAUAACCGUGAGAUUACUAACUUUUUGAGAAAUUUUCAUAUAUUCCACAAGUAUAAUUCCCGUAGCGCAUACAAAAUAGCAAGCUUGGGUUACGUGUCGGGCGAUGAUGAUAAUAAAUCAUCUAGGAUUUCUGAUGCAUAUUUACAAAAAAUUAAAGGAGCAUUUCUUGACUCUUUGUAUGCUUAUUUGGAUGGCUUAGUACAUUUAGUGUUUUCGGAUUAUACGCCACUUGAAUCAUGCGAUAAAGAACCUACUGAAAUGAUUCAAAAAUUUAGGAUUGACCCGAAACAAAUAGACUCGAGGAUUUUACUUACUAUUAGUAAUCUUGUAAAUCUAAAACAGCUUAUGAUUCCCAGAAUUGUAUCUCAAUUUGAGACAGCAUAUCAUUGUAGUCUUUCUGAUGAUACUCAGACACUUAAUGAUGUUAUAAAUCAGCUUGAUGGAAUAUUGUUUGAAGAUUACCUAAAACGAAGAACUCAGAUAAUCAGAAAUAUUGUUGUUAAUGGUAUAUUGUCAGGAAACGUAGAUUGGUAUAACAUAUCGAAACCUACAGGUGAGGUACAUUCUUUUGUGUACGAGGCUUUAUUAUCACUUGUCAUAGUUCAUGCUCAAGUCAACGAUGUUGCCAAACAUCUGGUUAAUCGUACAUUAACAGCGUUGUUAGAACAUAUGGCACGAGAUUGUCUUGAAGCUUUUCAAAAAGUAGAGAAAUUCGGUAUGGGUGGUAUGCUUCAG